Molecule: messenger RNA, 3057 nt
Organism: Saccharomyces cerevisiae S288C
Lineage: Eukaryota; Fungi; Ascomycota; Saccharomycetes; Saccharomycetales; Saccharomycetaceae
Gene: MSH3
Product: mismatch repair protein MSH3
Exons: 1
Coding region: 1-3057 (1018 amino acids)
Biological process (GO): DNA metabolic process; mismatch repair
Cellular component (GO): nucleus
Molecular function (GO): ATP binding; ATP-dependent DNA damage sensor activity; mismatched DNA binding
Source: RefSeq, marked reviewed
AUGGCGGGACAACCCACAAUAAGCAGGUUUUUCAAGAAGGCGGUAAAAUCAGAGCUGACGCAUAAGCAAGAACAAGAAGUUGCGGUUGGAAAUGGCGCUGGUAGCGAAUCCAUCUGCCUUGACACUGAUGAAGAGGACAAUUUAUCUUCUGUUGCAAGCACAACAGUAACUAAUGAUAGCUUUCCACUCAAAGGCAGUGUUUCUUCCAAGAAUUCGAAAAAUUCAGAAAAGACUAGUGGUACUUCGACAACAUUUAAUGAUAUUGACUUUGCUAAGAAAUUGGAUAGGAUUAUGAAAAGACGAAGUGAUGAAAAUGUUGAGGCUGAAGAUGAUGAGGAAGAGGGUGAGGAAGAUUUCGUAAAAAAAAAAGCCAGAAAGUCCCCUACAGCGAAACUUACUCCCUUGGACAAACAGGUGAAGGACCUGAAAAUGCAUCAUAGAGAUAAAGUGCUUGUUAUUAGAGUAGGCUACAAGUACAAAUGUUUUGCAGAGGAUGCAGUAACGGUUAGCAGAAUACUUCACAUCAAACUUGUGCCUGGAAAAUUGACUAUCGAUGAGUCUAAUCCUCAAGAUUGCAAUCAUAGGCAGUUUGCGUACUGUUCUUUCCCGGAUGUCAGAUUAAACGUUCACCUAGAGAGACUUGUGCAUCAUAAUUUAAAGGUUGCCGUGGUAGAGCAAGCAGAAACAAGCGCUAUUAAGAAGCAUGAUCCAGGUGCCAGCAAAUCAAGCGUUUUUGAAAGAAAGAUUUCAAAUGUCUUUACCAAAGCUACAUUUGGUGUUAAUUCCACCUUUGUCCUUAGGGGGAAACGUAUUCUCGGUGAUACAAACAGUAUAUGGGCUUUGUCCCGUGACGUACAUCAGGGAAAGGUGGCUAAAUAUUCCUUAAUUUCUGUCAAUUUAAAUAACGGGGAAGUCGUGUAUGAUGAAUUUGAAGAGCCUAAUCUUGCUGAUGAGAAACUACAGAUACGAAUCAAAUAUUUACAGCCCAUAGAAGUACUGGUAAAUACAGAUGAUCUUCCAUUACAUGUAGCGAAAUUUUUCAAAGAUAUUUCAUGUCCUUUAAUACACAAGCAGGAGUAUGAUUUGGAAGAUCAUGUAGUUCAGGCAAUAAAAGUAAUGAAUGAGAAAAUUCAACUCUCGCCGUCUCUCAUACGCUUAGUUUCUAAGUUAUAUUCGCAUAUGGUUGAGUACAAUAAUGAGCAGGUGAUGUUGAUUCCUUCUAUCUAUUCGCCCUUCGCAUCAAAAAUACAUAUGUUACUUGAUCCUAACUCCCUGCAAAGUUUGGACAUUUUUACCCAUGAUGGUGGUAAAGGUUCUUUGUUUUGGUUAUUGGACCAUACAAGGACAUCGUUUGGAUUAAGAAUGUUGAGAGAAUGGAUUCUCAAACCUUUGGUUGAUGUACACCAAAUUGAAGAGCGGCUUGAUGCCAUUGAGUGCAUUACAUCCGAAAUCAACAACAGUAUAUUUUUUGAAUCGUUGAAUCAAAUGUUGAAUCAUACCCCUGACUUAUUAAGAACUUUAAAUCGCAUAAUGUAUGGUACAACUUCUAGAAAAGAAGUCUAUUUCUAUUUAAAGCAAAUAACUUCUUUCGUUGAUCACUUCAAGAUGCAUCAAUCUUACCUGUCAGAACAUUUCAAGUCAUCAGAUGGAAGGAUAGGCAAACAAUCUCCUUUACUUUUUAGACUAUUUAGUGAAUUGAAUGAACUACUUUCUACCACUCAGUUGCCUCAUUUUUUGACCAUGAUCAACGUUUCUGCGGUAAUGGAAAAAAAUUCAGAUAAGCAAGUAAUGGAUUUUUUUAAUUUAAAUAACUAUGAUUGUUCAGAGGGUAUAAUAAAAAUUCAAAGGGAAAGCGAAUCAGUACGGUCACAGUUAAAGGAAGAAUUGGCAGAAAUACGAAAAUAUCUCAAACGUCCAUAUCUAAAUUUUAGAGAUGAAGUUGAUUACUUAAUCGAAGUGAAAAACUCGCAAAUUAAGGACUUGCCAGAUGAUUGGAUAAAAGUUAACAAUACGAAGAUGGUCAGUAGAUUUACCACUCCCAGAACCCAGAAACUGACUCAAAAGCUAGAAUAUUACAAGGACUUAUUAAUUCGGGAAUCUGAACUACAGUAUAAAGAAUUCUUGAACAAAAUUACGGCAGAAUAUACAGAGCUCCGUAAAAUUACACUCAAUUUGGCGCAGUAUGACUGUAUUUUGUCGUUAGCAGCCACAUCAUGCAACGUAAAUUAUGUUAGACCAACUUUUGUGAAUGGUCAACAAGCCAUAAUCGCAAAAAAUGCAAGAAAUCCAAUUAUCGAGUCGCUGGAUGUUCAUUAUGUACCAAAUGAUAUCAUGAUGUCCCCAGAAAACGGUAAAAUCAAUAUUAUAACGGGGCCGAAUAUGGGUGGGAAAUCAUCUUAUAUUAGACAAGUGGCACUGCUUACUAUAAUGGCACAGAUCGGCUCAUUUGUCCCCGCAGAAGAGAUCAGAUUAAGCAUAUUUGAAAACGUACUCACUCGAAUCGGUGCGCACGAUGAUAUUAUAAACGGUGAUUCUACUUUUAAAGUGGAAAUGCUUGAUAUCCUACACAUCUUGAAAAAUUGCAAUAAACGGUCUUUACUAUUAUUAGACGAAGUGGGAAGAGGUACUGGCACGCACGAUGGUAUAGCAAUUUCUUAUGCUUUAAUAAAGUAUUUUUCUGAGUUAAGUGACUGCCCCUUGAUAUUAUUUACUACCCAUUUUCCCAUGCUGGGAGAAAUCAAAUCUCCGUUAAUAAGGAAUUAUCAUAUGGAUUACGUGGAAGAACAAAAAACUGGCGAGGACUGGAUGAGUGUAAUUUUUCUAUAUAAGUUAAAAAAGGGAUUGACUUAUAAUAGUUAUGGGAUGAAUGUGGCGAAAUUGGCACGCCUGGACAAAGAUAUUAUAAAUCGGGCAUUCAGUAUUUCAGAAGAAUUGCGGAAGGAAUCCAUUAACGAAGACGCGUUGAAAUUAUUCAGCUCUUUGAAAAGAAUAUUAAAAAGUGAUAAUAUAACAGCAACGGAUAAACUCGCGAAAUUACUAUCAUUGGAUAUCCACUGA